CAACCUCACUUCCGACGCGACCAUCUCAAAUCCGCGUCCCUCUACCACCCAUUCAUUUCAAUCUCCAGCUCACAUCAUGAGUUUCGUACCAAUUAACCCCCGUCCGUUCCUUCAAAACCUCGUCAACGAAGAAGUAAUCAUCCGUCUAAAAUGGGGCGGUCAAACCGAAUAUAAAGGAAAGCUUGUCAGUAUCGACAGUUACAUGAAUAUCCAAUUAUCCGGCGCCGAGGAAUGGAUUGAUUCGGAAAUGACGAGUACUUUGGGUCAAGUCUUGAUUAGAUGCAAUAACGUGCUUUACAUAUCAGCCGCACAAAUCAAGAAGGAAGAGGAUGAUACGAAGAUGGAGGGAUGAUUCUGUGAACUUGCGACUUGACAAAUGGAUAGAUGGAUGUGGAAACCAUAACGGACUGAAGGAUAGGAAAGCAAGAGAGGUCCAAUGGGAAAUUUGAUAGAUACCUAGUAUGGGAGAAAAUAUG
Messenger RNA from Botrytis cinerea B05.10, 476 nucleotides. RefSeq names its product Bcsmx3 (gene Bcsmx3). The transcript has 4 exons. Gene Ontology annotation, cellular component: catalytic step 2 spliceosome; U1 snRNP. The coding region runs from base 77 to 352 and encodes 91 amino acids. The record is from RefSeq and is a predicted model, not a curated record. NCBI's taxonomy places the organism in Eukaryota, Fungi, Ascomycota, Leotiomycetes, Helotiales, Sclerotiniaceae. Gene Ontology annotation, molecular function: RNA binding. Gene Ontology annotation, biological process: mRNA splicing, via spliceosome; spliceosomal snRNP assembly.